GCAACAAUGUAGUAAUCGAUCGGAUGCGGAAAAUAGUGAAAACACAACAACACAUGUGUACACAUUCUUCGUGGCAAGUGUUCAAAAAGGUAUUUAAUCAACGAAAAGGCACAUUGGCACAAACCUCAAUCGCCGCUGGUAAAUUGAACGACUUCACAUGCCGUCCAGUGGACGACAGCAGAGAAUGAGCUCGACUUAUCCAAAUGCGCCACUUGGCGUACGAGUUAUAAGCUACCUAGCGCCGAAGCUAUGUCCCCGGUUCCAGCUCAACCGCGUGCUGUGGUUCAAAUGUUCCGUCUUUGGGUUGACCUACCUUGCCUACACGUGCUACCACAUGACACGGAAGCCAAUCUCCGUCGUGAAAUCCGUACUACACCGGAACUGCUCGAUGGUAACGCUUCCACCGGAGUUCGUAACGCCCGCUGGUGGAGCUGAUCCGACAGCAACUUCACCCUUGCCAACGGACGGCACGUGGUGUGAUUAUCCGCCCUUUGACCAGCCUGACUUUAACUCACUGCUUGGUGCGCUUGAUUCUGCGUUCCUGUUCAGCUACGCCAUUGCGAUGUUCUUCGCCGGAUUCAUCGCAGAGCGCGUGUCACUGCGAUACUUCCUUGCUCUCGGAAUGGCGUUUUCGGGCGUGUUUUGCUACAUGUUCGGUAUGGCCAAAGUGUACGACAUUCACACGAUCUGGUACUUUAUUGCCGUGCAGGCACUAGCGGGCAUGUUCCAGACCACCGGCUGGCCCGGUGUUGUCACCGUCUUGGGCCGCUGGUUCGGCAAAUCGAAACGAGGGCUCAUCUUUGGCAUCUGGAACAGCCACACCUCGAUCGGGAAUGUUCUGGGGACUGUGAUCGCGGCACACUACGUUGAGCGGGACUGGUCAAUGUCGUUUGUCGUGCCGGGAUUUCUGAUGGGCCUGUGUGGUUUUGUAAUGUUUCUGUUUCUGGUCGAACGGCCCGAGAUUGUCGAUUGUCAGGAGAAGGUAGGCGAUCACGGGCAACAGCACCGGGCGUCGUCCUCCGGAAGUCACCGCCGAAUGGACGAAUCGGUGAGCGACGUCGAGGAGUACGGAGCCAACGUGGAAGAGGAUAAUGCCUCGACGCGAAGCUUACGUGGCAGUUAUUAUUCACAGGAACCAAACGAACACACUCCUAUCAUCGGCAGCAUUAAUCGCGCACCCCGAGAAGACGCCAUCGGAUUUUUCGGCGCACUUCGCAUCCCGGGCGUGAUCGAAUUUUCCCUCAGUCUGUUCUUCUCCAAGCUCGUCAGCUACACAUUCCUGUUUUGGCUACCAUUUUACAUUCAACAUUCGACUUCGAUGGGCGCUAAGCUAUCCGCGGACGUAUCGACGGUGUUCGAUAUUGGAGGCAUCGUUGGUGCCAUCGCAGCUGGAAUGUUGUCCGAUGCGAGCAGUAUGCCGGCAACGACAUGCACCGGAAUGCUGGCAAUGGCCGCUCCAUUGCUUCUAAUCUACCGACACUGGGGUAGUGUUUCCCUUUCGCUCAACAUCAUGCUGCUGUUCAUCGUCGGAAUCACAGUGAAUGGGCCAUACGCGCUUAUCACGACGUCGGUCAGUGCCGAGCUUGGACAGCACAGCUCCUUAAACGGGAACUCGAAGGCUCUAGCCACGGUUACUGCAAUUAUAGACGGUACUGGUUCGAUUGGGGCAGCCUUGGGUCCGCUGCUGGCCGGCAUGUUUUCCGGCUGGAGUAACGUCUUCUACAUGCUGGUGGUGUCGGACGUGAUGGCAUUGUUGCUGCUAAUGCGCAUCACCAGCAAGGAGUGCUCGCGGCGCAGCAUCUCGCGAAGAUAUAACGUGCGCGUUGAGUAACACGUGGCGCUUAACCAAAUCAUUUAAGGUGAAACAAUGCUACGCUACAUCUCGAUAUGGGUAGCGAUAGUACCGGAAGGGGAUCGUGAUAGUACAUAGUCUCUUUUAUCAAUUGCCUUUAGUUGUAAGCUCCAAGAAAAAUUAUCUUAAAAUAUAACCUUAUUUUCCGGAUGU
Molecule: messenger RNA, 2005 nt
Organism: Anopheles nili
Lineage: Eukaryota; Metazoa; Arthropoda; Insecta; Diptera; Culicidae
Gene: MFS16
Product: glucose-6-phosphate exchanger SLC37A2
Exons: 6
Coding region: 158-1831 (557 amino acids)
Biological process (GO): transmembrane transport
Cellular component (GO): membrane
Molecular function (GO): transmembrane transporter activity
Source: RefSeq, a predicted model, not a curated record